Molecule: messenger RNA, 505 nt
Organism: Echinops telfairi (small Madagascar hedgehog)
Lineage: Eukaryota; Metazoa; Chordata; Mammalia; Afrosoricida; Tenrecidae
Gene: SNRPE
Product: small nuclear ribonucleoprotein polypeptide E
Exons: 5
Coding region: 64-342 (92 amino acids)
Biological process (GO): spliceosomal snRNP assembly; mRNA splicing, via spliceosome
Cellular component (GO): U4 snRNP; U5 snRNP; precatalytic spliceosome
Molecular function (GO): RNA binding
Source: RefSeq, a predicted model, not a curated record
GGAUUCCGGAAGUUGCUUUUUAAGCUAGCGUGCGGCUCGGUGUGGUUUCUCUGAGCUUCCACGAUGGCGUACCGCGGCCAAGGCCAGAAAGUACAGAAGGUGAUGGUGCAGCCCAUCAACCUCAUCUUCAGAUACUUGCAAAAUAGAUCCCGGAUUCAGGUGUGGCUCUACGAGCAAGUGAAUAUGCGGAUAGAGGGCUGUAUCAUAGGCUUUGAUGAGUACAUGAACCUUGUAUUAGAUGAUGCGGAAGAGAUUCAUUCUAAAACAAAGUCAAGAAAACAACUGGGACGGAUCAUGCUGAAAGGAGAUAACAUUACUCUGCUACAAAGCGUGUCCAACUAGAACUGAUGAUUGAAGCGAGAAGCUGAGGGCAAGAGCUCCCCCACUCCCCCUUUUUUAAAGUUUCUUUGUUAUGAGUAUAGUUCUAAAACAUGGCUCAUAGUGUCUUCAUUACCCUUAGGUUCUUACUCAACCACAAUAAAUGGCCUCUGUGGGAUUGUUUUUA